AUGAAGCUGUCGAUUUUCCCGUUCCUGACUAGCGAUGAGUUCUCGCAGGCCUGUCGGGAAUUCAUACGCUUGGUGGACGGCUGUGAUGGCCAGUUGGAGCCCCUUGGAUGGACAAAGGCCAGAUUCGAUGAAACCGGUGCUGAACCUGUUUUGGUGGUGAGGAAAUAUACGGACCGCGACAGCCAGCCUACAGAGUCUACAGAGACGGAACCAGGCGUUGGCGAGAAAAAUGCCAAUAUUAAAGACGAAGAAGAAGAUAUAGAAGAGAAAGAAGAUGACCCUGUUCGACAAAUCCUCUGUAUUCAACAACCGAGUCUGAUUACGUCUAUUCUAACCUUUUGA
This is a messenger RNA of Trichophyton verrucosum HKI 0517, 342 nucleotides long. RefSeq lists its product as uncharacterized. The record is from RefSeq and is a predicted model, not a curated record. Lineage: Eukaryota; Fungi; Ascomycota; Eurotiomycetes; Onygenales; Arthrodermataceae. The transcript is spliced from 2 exons. Bases 1 to 342 code for a protein of 113 amino acids.